AUGGCCCCCAUCAACUUGCUCACUCGUCUCAGGACGCUUUACUCCAAGGAUUACGAUGAACCAGCUAUCUCAACGGCAGCAGCUGCUUUCUUCUCGGUAAGCGAUCAAGACAGCUCGUUGAAAUGCGGAUUCCAGGUUUUCCUGACUCUUCUUUACGUGAUUCCAUUCUACGUGAAUGUCACUACCCGGCCUUCCCCCACUCUGAGUCGCGAUGCACCAUCAGUGAUCCGCGCGCGAAUCCGCAGCGUGACCCUGUCAUGCAUCGCGAGCACGCUCAUCGUCGCAUGGCUGAUCAUCGGCAAAGACGACGGGUCUCUGACGGCGGCCCUCAAACUCCUGGGGUGGUGGCCCAUCAGCUUUGCCGACAUCUUCCGCAGCCUGCUGCUGACAGCCAUCCUCUUCGCGGGGCCAUUGUUCGAAAGAGGCAUCGCGGAGGGCGAAUGGAGGGAGUGGAUCCAGGGUAGCCGCAUCAGCGCGUCCUUGCGCAGCUGGAUCGGCUGGAGGAACUACGUGGCGGGCCCAAUCACCGAGGAAAUCAUGUUCCGCUCAGCGAUUGUCCCGCUGCAUCUGCUUGCCAAGGUGUCUUCGGGCCACAUCGUCUUCGUCGCACCCCUGUACUUUGGCAUCGCACACGUGCACCACUUCUACGAGUUCCGCCUCACCCACCCCGACACCUCGGUGAUCGCAGCGUUGCUGCGUUCCAUCUUCCAGUUCGGCUACACCACCGUCUUCGGGUGGUAUGCCACUUUUCUUUACCUGCGCACCGGGUCGCUCCCGGCGGUCAUUCUCGCGCACACCUUCUGCAACUGGUGCGGACUGCCCCGGUUGUGGGGGCGGGUCGAGGCAGGCGUACCCAUUGGGCCCCCAUUGGCUAAGGGCAAGGGUGGCAGCUCGGAUGAGACGGGAUAUGGGCAGUUGGGCAUGGGCUGGACUGUUGCCUACUAUGUCCUGCUCGUCAGUGGCGCGGUGGGGUUCUACUAUGCGCUGUGGCCGUUGUCGGAGUCCUUGAAUGCGCUGGCCUCUUUCUCGAGUCCGCAUAAGAGGACGUAA
Aspergillus japonicus CBS 114.51 is the source of this 1050-nucleotide messenger RNA. RefSeq names its product CAAX prenyl protease RCE1. Bases 1 to 1050 code for a protein of 349 amino acids. Lineage: Eukaryota; Fungi; Ascomycota; Eurotiomycetes; Eurotiales; Aspergillaceae. The transcript is spliced from 4 exons. The record is from RefSeq and is a predicted model, not a curated record. Gene Ontology annotation, biological process: CAAX-box protein processing. Gene Ontology annotation, molecular function: metalloendopeptidase activity. Gene Ontology annotation, cellular component: endoplasmic reticulum membrane.